This is a messenger RNA of Exophiala spinifera, 1497 nucleotides long. RefSeq lists its product as uncharacterized. Gene Ontology annotation, molecular function: succinate-semialdehyde dehydrogenase (NAD+) activity. The record is from RefSeq and is a predicted model, not a curated record. Bases 1 to 1497 code for a protein of 498 amino acids. Lineage: Eukaryota; Fungi; Ascomycota; Eurotiomycetes; Chaetothyriales; Herpotrichiellaceae. The transcript has 4 exons.
AUGACGCAGUAUCCCUUCAGUCUUCGUGACCCCACCCUUUUACAUCAGCAUGCUCUUAUCCAUGGGAAGUGGGUAGAGUCAAAGUCCGGAAAGCGCUUUGAUGUUACAGAUCCCGGUACGGGUCAGCGCUUUGCAUCAUGUGCAGCAACAUCGGCUCUGGACGUGGAAGACUGUGUCCAGUCGUCCCAGAAAGCCUUCAUAGACUAUCGUCACGCGAACCCUAGGCAACGAGCCAAAUGGCUGCUGGCAUGGCACAACCUAAUUAUUGACGCUAAGGAAGACAUCGCCAAAAUCGUUGUUUAUGAAACUGGGAAACCAAUGGCCGAGGCAUUGCUUGAGGUCGACUACGGGCUCAGCUUUGUCUGGUGGUUCAUUGGAGAGACUGAGCGGAUCCGUGGCAGCACGGCGAUUCCUGCCGUCUCGAAUCGUCGAACAUUUGUGAUUAAACAGCCAAUUGGCGUCUGUGUUGCGCUCGUGCCGUGGAACUUUCCAGUUGCGAUGAUACUGAGGAAGGUGACUGCGGCGUUGGCGGCUGGAUGCAGCAUGAUCGUUAAGCCAUCUCCCGAGACGCCGUUCAGUGUCUUGGCCCUCGCCGACCUGGCACUUCGAGCAGGCUUCCCGAGUGGCGUGCUCAACGUACUACCAACGGACUUUGAGCACACGCCUGAGCUCAGUGAGAAACUGUGCAAGCAUUCCCUGGUCCGGAAGGUCACAUUCACCGGUAGCACGGCUAUAGGCCGUCUCAUCUCCCGGCAUUGCAGUGAAGGGUUGAAAAAGCUAACGCUGGAGCUGGGAGGGAACUGCCCGUUUAUUGUGUUUGACGACGCCGACCUCCACGCAGCGCUGGAAGCUUUGAAAAUCCUGAAGUGGAGAACUUGCGGUCAAGCCUGUACCCAUGCAAAUAGAGUUUUUGUUCAAAGGGGGGUCUUCAAAAAGUUCGAAGAAAUGCUUGUUGACGCGACAAGGCAGAUACGGAUUGGCCAUGGCAGCGCAGCUGGAACCACCAUGGGCGCCUUGACGACUCCACGAGCCGUGGAGAAACUCAAGCUCCACGUUGCGGACGCUGAGAAGAAUGGUGGACGUAUCGUUUUGGGUGGGAAGCAGCCCGAGGGUCUGCAAGGCUAUUUCUUCGAGCCAACAAUACUGUCAGACAUGACGCCAAAGAUGCUGUCGUACAGGGAGGAGAUAUUUGGACCCAUUCUGGCAUUGUACGCUUUUGAUACUGAGGAUGAGGCUGUCCGUCUUGCAAAUGACACCAGCAUGGGCCUUGCCUCCUACUUCUUUACCAAGGACGUUGAUCGAACAUGGAGACUGUUAGAGAGUCUCGAGGCGGGGAUGAUCGGGAUGAAUACAGGCAAUAGCUCGUGCGCGGAAUCACCAUUCGGCGGGAUCAAAGAGUCCGGAUAUGGCAAAGAAGCAGGAAAGGAUGUUGCCAUCGAGGAGUACUUGAUUGCCAAAACGGGAACAUUGACUCUAGAUAUGGGUGCGAAAAUAUAG